Molecule: messenger RNA, 2027 nt
Organism: Rana temporaria (common frog)
Lineage: Eukaryota; Metazoa; Chordata; Amphibia; Anura; Ranidae
Product: killer cell lectin-like receptor subfamily G member 1
Exons: 6
Coding region: 210-1061 (283 amino acids)
Source: RefSeq, a predicted model, not a curated record
UCAGGCGCGGACACGCCCUCCACGCUCUGUUGCAGGUAGGAGAUCCGUCUCUCAAUAUUCAUUUGACAAAGUUGACAGUCCGGGAGUGGGCGUGUCCCGGUGUAAGCAGUAAGCGCGGUGUCCUAUCGGCACCUUUUAUAGGAGGAGUCAGUGGGCGGUGUACACGGCCCCGUAUAUAAGGAGCGGUCCGCCUCUCUUCUCCCAGAACGAUGCAGUCCCCGCCGGAGAUGAUCCGUGAAGAGGAGGGGGAGGAGAGUGGGAUGGGAGAAGCCGGGGCUCUAGAAACCGACCAUGGAGCGGUAGGAGGGGCCUCAGAGGAGAAGAGUGGGCUGCUCACAGGUAGGGAGAGUCAUCGCCGGAGGACUCUGAGCAGCAGUCGUAGGCGCAGUAAGAUCGACGCCCCGCCCCUCAAGAAUUGCAGUGGGAAGGGAGAGGCAGGGGCCCCAGACACCACCCCUGGACCAGAAGGGGCCCCAGGGACGGAUGACCUCCCCCCGGGUCAAGAUUAUCCCCGGAGUACUCCGAGCAAUGAUCUCAAUCGCCAUAGCAGCGGCUCCAUGUCCCAUAAGGCUCAGUCUUCGGACUCUGAGUGGUGGAAGAGGCUCAGCAAAAAAUCUGUGAUUUGUGGAAUUCUGGUUAUCUCAUUGAUUAUCACAGUGAUUUUCCUGUAUGUGAAAAUGGACAAUGCACCAGUGUGCAAAUGUUCUUCCUGCCCCAACAAGUGGACAAAAUAUGACGACCUCUGUUAUUUUGUGUCAAAAAAUUCCACUAUUUGGAAGGAGAGCCGCCAAUACUGUGAGAAGGAAGGGGGGUCCCUGCUGAUCCUCAAUGAUACAGUGCAGCAACAGAUUGAGGAACUUGUCCUGUUGCGGAACGAUCACUGGAUUGGCCUACAAAAGGAUCCAGGGAGUCAAGAGUGGAAGUGGGUAAAUGGAUCCAUCUACAGUGGCUCUGUGAGAGAUGGAAAAGAUCUGCGGAUGAACUGUGCGUACAUUAAUGAUGGUAUUGGGGCUCUGGACUGCUCCUCACAAAGACCCUGGAUCUGUAUGAAGGCUCUCUGAAGUGGGCACAUCAGCGUAGUCGAGACAGACUAACUAGAUCACUUCUGUGAUAGGACGGUCUGGAUAAGAUGUCUCUAGCCAGUACACGGAAUUAUAUGUGCUGGAGGAGACUGGCAGACUUAUAGGGUCCUCCCUGUUCCUGGAGGUGAGGUAUCCUGGUAUCUUCAGCAGAUCUCCUCUGUAUGGCUUGCUGUAAACUUGCUCCAAGACUGCUGUAGUCGCCUGAGCUGCUUUUUUUUUUUUUUUUUUUUUUUUUUUCCACCAUGACUAAACGCUGGCUCUGCACUGAAAUCAAUGUGUAUAUAUUAUCCCUAAGGGAUGUGAUGUACCAACUACAGCAAUCUGCAGUGUCCGAUGGGCGACUAACCCAAGCACUGAAGUUUUAUACUGUAUGUUGUGCUUUUUAAGGGACAGUUUACCCGCACAGAAUUUAUUAUUAUUUCUUUUUAAAUACAAGUCAAUCUAUGUCACAAUCAAUAUAAAACGUAUUCACAAAGACGUAUGAUCCUACAAAAUGGCUACAUUUAUUGGUUGACAUAAAUAUUUACAUGAAAUUAAAAUACCAAUUUCGUUACAUGAACGACUUGAAAAGCAAUAAAAAUACCUGCAGACUGGGCAUGCAGUCCCUUUGAUAUAAUGCUGUCAUGAUACAUUCUCAAUUUGGUUCAAUAACCUUGUGUAAAUGACAAUGAAACAGAAUGUCUGUCUGUAUUUCACACGUCCAACCGUUACUAUACUGCAGGUAAGUAAGUGGUUAACACUGUGAAAUAAAUUGGACGUUUGUUUUGUCACUAAAAUUGGAACUAUGGAAAAAUGUAAUCUUUAGAGAAAAAUCUACCAGUAUUGAUUAAUGAGAAUAAAUCAUAAUUGCUAAAUAUUCAAUACUUUAGAGAACAACAAUAGAUUCAAGAUAAAAUCAAAAAUUACAUAAUUACCCAUUCCAAAAUGGCUAUUUCCUACUGGCAA